AUGUCAAGCAACACUGAAAGUAGCAAGUUCCUAACAAAUCGACAAUCAAAAUACAACCAUAUACAAAGAAACCCAAUACUACUCAAACCAAACAACCCCAAGUUCCAACAAUCCAAAAUCACAUAA
Acaulospora morrowiae is the source of this 126-nucleotide messenger RNA. The record is from the annotation of a GenBank genome assembly. NCBI's taxonomy places the organism in Eukaryota, Fungi, Glomeromycota, Glomeromycetes, Diversisporales, Acaulosporaceae.